AUGAUGCUGCGGAAGGGAAGUGGCCGUGGCAGGAGAAACCCAGAGACCUGGCACAUUAAGGUCCAACUAGGACGACUGAGACCCUCAUAUAAUGACAGUGUGAAGGUGGCCAGGAUCAUCCGCCACCCCAAGUACAGCCUUGAAAAUGAAGCAAAAGGUGGGGCGGACGUGGCACUUCUCAAACUGGAGGCCCCCGUGCAACCAUCUAACCUCGUCAGGUGGAUCCGCCUCCCACCAGCCUCCUCCGCAUUCCCCCCAGGCACACGGUGCUGGGUGACUGGCUGGGGCGACAUUGCUUUUAAAGAGCCGCUGCCGCCGCCCAAAAAUCUGCAGGAGGUGGAGGUCCCCAUCGUGGAAGAUGAGAUCUGUUGGUGGCAAUACGGCAGUCUUAUCAAGGACGACAUGCUGUGUGCCGGGAGCGAAGGCCGGGGCACCUGCUAUGGAGACUCUGGGGGCCCCUUGGUCUGUAAAUGGAGGGACAGCUGGGUCCAGGUAGGCGUGGUGAGCUGGGGAAAUGAUUUCUGUUUUGCCAACUUUCCUGGAGUCUAUGCCCGAGUGAAAUAUUUCUUGCCUUGGAUCCUCGGUCAUAUUCAUUCUUCUCCUUGA
This is a messenger RNA of Myotis lucifugus (little brown bat), 606 nucleotides long. RefSeq names its product mastin-like. The transcript has 4 exons. Lineage: Eukaryota; Metazoa; Chordata; Mammalia; Chiroptera; Vespertilionidae. The record is from RefSeq and is a predicted model, not a curated record. Gene Ontology annotation, biological process: proteolysis. The coding region runs from base 1 to 606 and encodes 201 amino acids. Gene Ontology annotation, molecular function: serine-type endopeptidase activity.